Molecule: messenger RNA, 684 nt
Organism: Mangifera indica (mango)
Lineage: Eukaryota; Viridiplantae; Streptophyta; Magnoliopsida; Sapindales; Anacardiaceae
Product: probable isoprenylcysteine alpha-carbonyl methylesterase ICMEL2
Exons: 7
Coding region: 73-684 (203 amino acids)
Source: RefSeq, a predicted model, not a curated record
GUAGAAAUUCUGUUUGCCACCACAUAAUUUCUCUUUAAUUAUUUAUUUUGAUUCAGGAUAGGUUACCGGUGGAUGAAUAGAUUGUUUGCCCUUGCUUGUUAUGCUAUGCUACUUUUGCCCGGUUUUCUCCAAGUGGGAUAUUAUUAUUUUUUUUCAAGUCAAGUCCGGCGGAGUAUUGUUUAUGGAGAUCAACCAAGAAACAGACUGGACCUAUUUUUACCAACAAAUAACGCUGAACAAGUGCCAGUUGUGGUGUUUGUAACUGGAGGAGCAUGGAUCAUUGGCUACAAAGCUUGGGGUUCGCUACUGGGAAGGCAGUUGGCUGAAAGAAAUAUCAUAGUUGCAUGCAUUGAUUACAGAAAUUUUCCCCAGGGAACUAUUAGUGACAUGGUGAACGAUGUUUCUGAGGGGAUCUCAUUUGUCUGCAACAACAUUGCUGAUUAUGGAGGUGAUCCUAAGAGGAUUUAUCUAAUGGGGCAAUCAGCUGGUGCACAUAUAUCUUCUUGGGCUCUUUUGGAACAAACAAUCAAAGAAUCUAGGGGAGAGAGCACCUCAUGGAGUGUUUCCCAGUUAAAAGCUUAUUUUGGUUUAUCUGGAGGGUACAAUUUAUUUAAUUUAGUGGAUCACUUCCACAAUCGUGGCCUCUAUCGUUCCUUCUUUUUAAGAUAUCCUCUGAAUGAAUAG